AACUUCCCCAGGCAAGGAGUUUCUCAGGUUGACUGUGUGCACUAGAUUGUAGGCGCCCUGGAGAUCCAGUUUGGUGACAACUCUGGCAGCCUGCACACAAUCUGGAAUUGGAAAAGGUUCAGAAAAGGGCAAUAAAAAUGAUUAGGGGGAUAGAAUGCCUUCCAUAUUAGGAGAGAUUAAUAAGACUGGGACUUUUCAGCUUGGAAAAGAGGCAACUAAGGAGGGAUAUGAUAGAGGUAUAUAAAGUCAUGAGUGGUAUAGAGAAAGUAAAUAAGGAAGUGUUAUUUACUCUUCAUAAUACAAGAACAAGAGGCCACCAAAUGAAAUUAAUAGGUAGCAGAUUUAAAACAAACACAAGAAAGUAUUUUUUCACUGUCAACCUGUGGAACUUCUUGCCAGAGGCUGUUGUGAAGCUCGAUACUAUAACUGGGUUCAAAAGGGAGCUAGAUAGAUUCAUGGAAGAUAAGUGCAUCAAUGGCUAUUAGCCAGGAUGGGCAGGAAUGGUCUGUUUGCCAGAGCUGGGAUUGGGUGACAGGGCGUGGAUCACGUGAUGAUAACCUGUCUGUUCAUUCCCUCUGGGGCACCUGGCAUUGGCCACUGUCAGCAGACAGGAUACUGGGCUGGAUGGACCUUUGUUCUGACCCCUUAUGGCCGUUCUUAUGUUCCCAUCCAAACAUUUGGGUAGUGGUACUGUAGGGCCCUGUUCAAAAGGCAGUAGGGCCCAACCCAAUCCUGGAGCAUGGAAUUUUCUUUCUGAGACCAUGCUAGCUGCUCGCGACAUGUCUGAUUUUCUGCUAGGAGCUGCAUCAAUUGGGACUGCAGCAGAUGGUUCUCGGUUUGGAGUCGUGCAACCUGCUCCUGGAGAUCCGGUACUCCAUGGAGUCCAGUGGGCAAUAGUAGACCCGCCCCUUCCAUAACCCUGCUCAGGGGCUGCUGCAGAGGGGAUCGGAAGGGGUCUGGACAAACUGUAAGACUAGGACAUAGAUGGUCUGGCUUAGCAGUCACAGCUGGGCUGGGGUCUACACGUCAGGGAUGAUAGUCAGUGAGCAGGAGUCAGAGGAAUCGCUAGAGCUGGGUUCAGUAAGCAAGAGUCAGGGUCAGAGUCAGGCUGGGGUUGGAGACCAGAGAGCAGAGGUAGUAUCAGGGUGAAGUCAGGAGGCAAGAGUCAGGGUCAUUGUUGGACUGGGAUCAGGAGACAAGGUGAAGUCUGGAGUUGCAGCAGGCCCAAAGUCUGUGUGGUUGCCCAGACAACUUCCUGGGGCACCCUCCAGGAUUAAAUAGGGUGCUUGGUCAAUCAAAAGGCUGCAGGGGUCAAACUGCAUCCCUUGGGUGGUACUUCAUGUGGUGCCUGCUCUCCAAAGCGCUCUGCGUGGCCUCCUGGUGGCACUGUGGGAAUGUCAGCUGUCCCAGGCUCUGCAGACUUAGUUCUAGUCCGUGAAUGCUUAUAUGCACCAUCAGGGCCCCCCAUCACCUACUCCCCCGCACAUCCCUCUCAGUGCGCCCCUUACAUCCUCCGCCUCUCCCAUUGUCCCCCAUGGCACUGUCUGACUCCACCCCCUCCCCCACUUUCUCCUCACCCGAUGGCAUUACCUAACAUCCUCUAACCCCACUUUGUCCACUCCCGCACCAUGGCACAGCUUGCCCCCUCUGAUCUCACCUUGUCCCCCGCCCGAGAACAGACUGCCUGUGAUCCCAUCCUCCUGGCACAACCUGCCCCCAUUUUGCCCCUUCCCCAUGCUUCAAUGGCACCUAGACUGACCAGGCCUUUGUCUUUAGCAGCUUUGUGUGCACAGAGAUACCAUGCAGUCUUCCCCGACUCUCCCCAGUCUGUUCCCUGCUGCUGCUGGCCCAGGUGGCAGAGAGCCCAGGAGCUCCCAGCCAGUGGAGCGUGGCUGGGCCUGGGGUGUCCGCCAGCGCCUUGCUGCCCAGCUCCAAGAGACAGGGAGGCCUGACCCCCAGCACUUGGACGCACUCGUGGCUGAGCUGAUCGCUGUGUUUGUGAAGGUGCUGCAGAGGAGCAGCCGAAGUGCCUGGCUGCACCUACUGGAUGUCCUGCAGCUCCUCAGCCCCUUCCGGGAACAGCUGCGUUGCCGGGAGGAGCUGCUGCCCUACCUGGAGAGCCUCUGUUACCAGUACUACCGAAGUCAGGCCCUCGUGUCUGACAUGGAUGUCCUAGGAGCCAUGGGCCAGGCCUUCCCCAGGGACCACUCGGAGCUGUUUGCCCAUCCACUUGCUGCACACUACAGGGAUCCAGUGCCCCCAGCCAAUCUGCUCCCUGUUGGCUCAGAGCCAGCCUUCGCAGGGCAGCCCUGCCUCUUUGUCCUAGACCAGGAGGUAGAAGAACCAGCAGCUGUGUGCCAGCCAGGCCCAGUGUCUUUGCAGCAGCUGCAGAGAAGUGUGGGUCUGGUGGGCAUGGAGCUGGCUCAGGAGGAGACCCAGUGGACAAGAAGCCUGGGUCUCAUGUCCCUUGCCCUUGGUACAGAGGUGCCUGUGAAGUAUUGCUGUGCUGAGCCGAGGCUCCUUCCAGACCCAGGCGGAGAGGCUGCCACGCCCACCCCACAGGUGGUGGAAGGAGAGCAGAGCUUCUCCUGGCAGUCCCUGACGGGGCUCCGGGCUGCUGAGAUUUUUGUGAGGAACAGGCACCUGGGGAAAAUCAAUUUUGUCUACCUCAACGUUGCCCCCAACAGGCACUUCAGGCCCUACGACCUGGUUGUGGUUCCUAAGCGGCAGGCCAACCCCCAGCACUAUGUCUUCUCCCCCUUUGGGGUGCUGCACGUGCACCCAGACGAAGGCGCUGAGACCCUGACACUCGGAGAGUGGCACCGAGAGGCCCUGCUGUGGCAGCUACUCCAGUGCAUCCCCUUCUUCAGGCACUACCUUGUCCGCAAAGCCUUUGCCUGCUGGUGGCAAAAUGUGAAGCACCUGCAGCUGCUAACACGCCAGGAAGCCCUGGGCAGCUACCUGCUCCUGGCUGUUCCCCACUUUGGAGCAGCACUGCUCCACAUUUCCAGACUCCUGCAGGAGCUAAGAUCUGUACACUGGCUGCCCCAGGAUGACUCCAAAUGCUACACCUUCCCGGAGCUACAGCAGGCCCUGGCCCAAGAGAAUGGCCGUGCCCGAGGCCUGCUCAAGAGGUUCCUCACCCUCUGCUCAGCCAUUCUCGAGCUGGUGCGGGAUGACACCUACAAGAUGGUGCAUGGGCUGCAGACCCAAGUGCAGAGCUACAAGCUCUACAUCACCAAGGAGUCCCUGUAUCAGCAGAGAGUCCACCACAGGGACCUGGAGAGGAGGCUGAAGGAGGCCGAGUUCUGGAUGCAGAGGCUGGGCAGCCUGGCCCAGCUGGUGAACCUCCUGACCUGCCAAAACCUGGUCUCCAUCGUGCAGGAGGAGGUCACAGCGUUCGUCAGCAACGUCAUGAAGGCCAAUGGUACCACACGGAAGGCUGUCCUCCGAGUGCACCUGGUGUUUGAUGCUGACAGCCAACUGGUCCCCUUUCCCUCCAGUCAGGUGCUGGAGACCAGCCUGCUGGGGGCCCUGGAGGCCGUGGUGGAGUCUGUAGUGCAGGUGACCCGCACCAGGAAAGAGAAGCCAGUGACCCAACCUGAGCAGAGUCCUGGAGAGACAGAGAGUCUCAGAAGUCAGGACUUGGCAAUGGUGCUGUGCAAACCCCAGCCAAGUGCCCUUCUAGAGGCAGAUAAAGGAGGCCCUGGGGCCCCCCAGCCCCAGUCCCCCGAUGAGCUGCUCCAGAGUCUGCCUGCUGAGGUGCUCUGUGGCCAGGAGCCACAGCUGGUGCAUCAUCUGGAUCUGAAGGUCAUCGGGGGUCUGGAGGUGAGUGGGCAUCGGCUGAGGAGCCAGUACCCAGUGCCAUCGAGGGAGCAACUGGAGCAGGACCUGCACUCGGACAGCAGUAUCCAGGGGGCCCUGGCCAGCCAGCGGGCUUUGCUGGCGGAGGCACUGAGUGAGACCCAGGAGAUCUGCAAGCAGCACACCUGGGUGGCAGAGAUCCACAGCUUUGCUCACAGCUGGAGCCCCAAGCAGCUGCAGCUGAUGAAGGGCUGGCCUGCGGGCAAAUAUGUGCAGCGAGUCGUACAGCUGCGUGCCUGGACAGAACGUGUCAGAGAGGUGCCCUCCACGGUCAUCACCUGCAACCGGCUCCUUAUGGUGGAUUGCAGCACCAUGCAGCAGGAGACUGUGUCCCUGCUGGACUCUAUCAUCAAGGAGAUCCUCUCCCUGCUGCUGAGCGAGACGUCCCAGCGCAGCGAGAUCCUCAUUUCUGAGCUUGGCGGGGUCUUGCAACUCUACCAGAGUGUCAGCACUGACAUCUUCAUCAUCGCCAAGUGCUCUCAGAAGCUGGAGCAAUACGAGGGCCAGAUGACAGAGCUGCAAGAGCGUGUGGAGUAUGUGCGAGCUCUGAACGAGGUGAUCCGUCAGCACUUCCGCCCAAUCAGCCUGGAUGAGGAGAACCUGGAGAACCUGGAAUUCGGAAAUGCCUGAAGACGUGCAUGACACGAUCGCUGAAAUCAGCUCCCAUCGAUAAUUGUUUUUAAAAUUCUGAAUAAUGCCCUGGUCUAAAGGUUGAAUUUUUGAUGUUGUGUUGAAUGGUAGGUAUAGCACUUGAAUUUUUUCUGUCGCUCAAUACCAGUGAUUCGGCUGGAGGAUGGGCUGGACAGUUGUCAAGUAGCAAAAGUGCUUUGGCUUCGAGUUUCUUCGACUGCAGAUGCUUACGAACAGCUGGAACAAAGCUGUUGUGGAACCAGUUGUCGAAAAGGAGUCUCAUCAUCCAAGAAUUUUUGCUGUUAGCGUAUAUUACUGGCAGUUUGGCUCUAUUGAGGUGAUUAAAGCAGCAAGGGUUAUGAAAGCGGCCAACGAGAAGAGGGACAAGCUUAUGGCUGCCCGUCUUAUUACUACAAAAAAGAAGAGUCACAUGAUCUUUUAUCUUUUUAAAUCCAGCUGUUUUCUGUGUCUCGUAGUUAAAGGCUAAAGUCUUAU
Molecule: messenger RNA, 4989 nt
Organism: Caretta caretta (loggerhead turtle)
Lineage: Eukaryota; Metazoa; Chordata; Testudines; Cheloniidae
Source: RefSeq, a predicted model, not a curated record